Molecule: messenger RNA, 1730 nt
Organism: Megalobrama amblycephala (Wuchang bream)
Lineage: Eukaryota; Metazoa; Chordata; Actinopteri; Cypriniformes; Xenocyprididae
Product: stonustoxin subunit beta-like
Exons: 2
Coding region: 1-750 (249 amino acids)
Molecular function (GO): protein binding
Source: RefSeq, a predicted model, not a curated record
AUGUGGCAUUAUAACCUAUUUAUCUUGAGUAAUAGGAAACAUAAUUUGAUUAAUCACUCAGCCCUGCACUGUGUGGGUUUACUGACUGAAUUUGACACUGUGUUUUAUAGUGUGGAUCAUGGAGGAGAGUUCAGGAUUACAGCAGGACUACUCAAAUAUGCCUGUGAUCUCACACUGGAUCCAAACACAGCUCACAAUUAUCUCAUUCUGUCUGAGGAGAACAGAAAGGUGACACAUGUGAGAGAGUCUCAGUCAUAUCCUGAUCAUCCAGAGAGAUUUGACAAGUCUCUUCAAGUUCUGAGUAGAGAGAGUCUGUCUGGACACUGUUACUGGGAAGCUGAAUGGAGUGGAGAUGCUGUUAUAUCAGUGACAUAUAAAGGAAUCAACAGGAAAGGACGGAGUGAUGACUGUUUGUUUGGAUGCAAUAAAAGCUCCUGGAGUCUGAAACGCUCUAAUGACAAAUUCACUGUCUGUCAUGAAAAUAAGUUCACUGUCAUCCAUGUCCCUUCAGGCUCCUGUAAGAGAAUCGGAGUGUAUGUGGACGUGGCGACCGGCACUCUGUCCUUCUACAGCGUCUCUGACACACACACACUCACACACUUGCACACAUUCACCUCCACAUUACACACUCAGUCUCUCUGUGCUGGAUUUAGGGUCUAUGGUUUGAACUCCUCAGUGUCUCUGUGUGAGAUUGAAAAGCUUGUGAGCAACAUCACAGAGAAAAAGCUCAGGAGAAACAACCCUGACUGAAAGAAAUACUCACACUUUAUAUGUUUUAUUAACAAAAAUCGUGAGGAGCACAUGAUCUACCCAAUCAGUACAAUUGGAGGCCUAGAUAUAGAUAGCCGACACACCUCCAUUCCUCGACAGUCUUUUCUGAGUCCCUUCGCCACCCCGACCACUCACUCUCGGCUAGUUCCUAUCCCAGCCAGGGAUUUGGGGGAGUACUCUGGCUUCGGGCCACAUUCCAAGCUCGGAACUGUCCUCGGACAGCACACCAAAUAUUUCACGUGAACUCAUGAAAUACUGUUUAUGUACUGUCAGUUACCCAGCAUGCUUUGCAUCUGUAUAAGCUCUGACUGUCCAUUUACUCGUAAAGAGUAAAUUAAGUGUAAUUAAGUGAAACUGGUUUGGUGGAGUUUUAUUUUUUAUAUAUUUAGUUUAUAGUUUUUUAUAUCUCACUUAUAUAAAGGUAUUGUUUGUAUAAUUGUAUGUUUUCUUUUUUUUUCUCCUGUGAAGCGCUUUGAGAUGCUACUUUUUAAAGUUUAUUAUUAUUUGUUAGUUAAAUGUCCAGAAUUGUGUGUAAGGUCAUAUGUUGUGUUUAUGUUUUAUCACUGUUGAAUUGUCUAGUCUCAGAAAUGUAGUGCCACUUUACGGCCAUGUUCAAUAAUGUUUUUUUUCUAUCUUAUACAUUAUAUUUAUUCAGCAUACUAUACUGAAUAGAGUUUAAAUAUGGACUAGGUUCGACUCGAGGAGGAUUCAUUUGGUUGAGUCAAUUGAUAUUUAAUAAAUUAACAGCCGGCUCUUUUAUUGCAAACAUGCAAGAAAAUAAAGUUUGAAUAAACAAUUACCACAAUUUAAACAAAUACACAAUUGUCUUCAUCAAACUCAACACCAUGAACAAAGUGGAAGAAUGGUUUUGUGGUCCAAAUGGUCCAAAGUUGUAUGUGAAUUCGAUGAAUCAAAACAAAUAAAUCAAAGUCUCAAUAGUCAAUAGUCCUUAUAACUCC